AUGAAUCCCUAUAAUAUUGAAUCUGCUGUUGCAGACACUCCAAGAGAAAAUAUUCAUAUUAUUUACCCUCAUGGUCAUAAACGUCGCGUGCCUGUUGAAGCGGUUUGCCGGUUGGCUGAAAUACCCGCAGCCCUCAUUGAACAAUGUCAAGAAAGCGUCUGUCCGUUACAACAGCAGCAGGAGGGGUCUGCUGAUGAGCGGCACGUAGAAGAAGAAGACAAAGAAAAUUUGCUGCCUCUUCGCGAUAUUCCUGUAAAAGAAAAUAACUCCCGAGACACUUCAAAACACAGCGCCUACAAUCAACUGCAGCAGGAGCAGCAGCAGCAGGACCAGCAGCAGCAGCAGCAGCAGCAGGAUGCUGUGGCUGCUGCUUCAGGCUGCGGAUUUCUUUGCUUUGACUUG
Molecule: messenger RNA, 402 nt
Organism: Eimeria acervulina
Lineage: Eukaryota; Apicomplexa; Conoidasida; Eucoccidiorida; Eimeriidae
Exons: 3
Source: RefSeq, a predicted model, not a curated record